AUGGGAAGCCAACAAUCCAGUUUAGGUGAGUCAAUUUGCAACUUUUUCAAUUAUAAUUUUAAUUUAUAUGUAACACAGGGUUUGAUUUGAUUUCGAUUCACUUUCUAUGCCAACAAAAGCCUUAUUUAUACUGUUUAUUUAGGGCAGCAGUAGCUUAGGAGGUACAAUGGUCAUCCAACAACUAAAGGUUUGGCAAUACCAUUCCUAUCCCUAGUCUGUCCAUUUUUUCAUCUCAUAAUGCACUAAAUGUUUUUAACGGGUGGCAAGCCAGAAAUUCAGGCAGACCAGUUUCUCAACAGGACUCUUCUCCUACAGAGCCAUGCCAUUGUAAUCCCUGUUGUUAGAAUGUGUUUUGUCAUGGUGCUGCUGAAAUAUGAAGGUUUUCCCUGAAAAAGUCUUUGUCUGGAUGGCAGCAGAUGUUGCUCUUAAACUUGGAAAUAUUGUUCAGAAUUAAUGGAAUGUCUGUUUAUUAUUUUCCUCAGAGCAAAAACAGCUCAACAAUAAGGAGAUCCGGAUCGUGUUGGUGGGAAAGACCGGAGUUGGAAAAAGCGCCACAGCAAACACCAUUUUGGGACGACGGGUAUUUGAAUCAAAACGUUCCCCUGGGUCUGUGACUGGAUGCUGUGCGAAGGCUGAUGGUGAGGUGGAUAAACAGAGGGUUGCCAUCAUCGACACUCCUGGUCUGUUCGACACCAGGGUUGAUGACGACAAAAUCCGUAAAGAUAUAACUCAGUGCAUUUCUUAUGCGUCUCCUGGACCACAUAUCUUCCUGGUCCUCAUCAAACUGGACAGAUUCACAGAGGAAGAAAAACAGACGGUGCAGAAGAUUCAGCAAAUCUUUGGAGAGGAAGCAGACAAAUACAGCAUGGUCCUCUUCACCCAUGGUGACCUGCUCAAAGGGACAACUAUCGAAGGAUACUUGAGGGAAAGCAAAGAGCUGCAGGAGCUGGUGGCCAAAUGUAACGGCCAGUAUCACGUCUUUGAUAACAACGUGAAGAACAGAUCUCAGGUCUCAGAGCUGCUCCUCAAGAUCAGAGAUAUAAACAAGAAGAACGGAGGAAACCAUUACACCACUGACACGUUCCAGAAAGCAGAGAAGGUGAUCGAAGAGGAGAAACAACGAAUCCUGAAAAAGAAAGAGAAGCAGAUGCAAAAAGAGCAGGAGGAGCUGAAGAAGGAGAUAGAGAAAAAAUACAAAGCAGAAAUUAAGAAAGCAAAGGAUGAUCUGGAGAAAGAAAAACAGCUCAGAGAAGAUCUGGAAAGAGAGAAAGAAGAGAAAGAGAAAAUACUGGAAGAAGAGCAGAAUGGGCAGGCGAGAGGGGAGGCAGAGAACAGCUCUUAUGUAAUCUCAAUGAUAGAGUCACUAAUGGGGGUACUUUCGGAAGUUGCUGUCGCUUAUUUUAAAGGCUGGUAA
This is a messenger RNA of Xyrichtys novacula (pearly razorfish), 1414 nucleotides long. The record is from the annotation of a GenBank genome assembly. NCBI's taxonomy places the organism in Eukaryota, Metazoa, Chordata, Actinopteri, Labriformes, Labridae.